UGGUCCUGUGUUUCUGAGAAGUCAGAAGAACUUUAUAUGUUCAUGGACAACAUGAACUCUUUUGUGGAAUACUCCAUCUGUAACCGAGCUGGCAGCAGUGCUUACUCUGCCCCUAAACCUGGAUACCAACCUCCUAACCUGCACCACCACCUCCCUCUGGACCAGCACCAUGGACUCACGGUGACCCCCGGCUCCCUCCACACGGGCCUCAGCGGCUCCUCUGUCCCGGUGAACGGGACCGGAGGUAACAGCGGUUACGGCGCAGAUGGAGGGAUGUAUGGGAACACCGCGGCGGACAUUGGAGGGACACCACCAUCCAGAGGGGUGAACCUCCACCAUCAUCAUCAUCAGCAUCCAAUAAAUCAUGUCGAGCAUCAACACGCGCAUAAUGGCUUCCAUCAUCACCAGAACCAAAGCGCGCAGGGUGGAUUAUUGACACAGUAUACUAACGGCAGUGGGUGCUCCUCCGGGGCCUAUGCAGGCCAGGCAGGUGCUACAAACUCAGAGUAUGUAGCCGUUACGGGUCCUUCAACUUCUAUCCAGCCUCAGUAUUUUAUGGAGGAGUCCGCUGCCUCCAGCUACUACCAUCAAUCAGCCUUUCCCACGCCGACCCCAGCGGUCGGCCCCAGCUACAGCGCCCUUUCCGGGGCUUACUGCGGGCCUCAGGGCCCUCUGGGUAGCUCCCAGUACCCGCAGCAGAUCGGCGCAGGCCUGGAAGCGGUGGGCUACCUGGGCUUCCCACAGGCAGCAGGGUACGGAGAGCUGCCGGGGUCCCAGGAGCGAGGGAGGGAGGAUGAGGAGAACCAGCAGGCGGGACAGGGGCAGACAUUUGACUGGAUGAAAGUGAAGAGGAACCCCCCGAAAACAGUCAAAGCGACGGACUUUGGGCUCCUAGGAGUCCACAAUAACGCCAUGCGCACCAAUUUCAGCACGCGGCAGCUGACGGAGCUGGAGAAGGAGUUCCACUUCAGCAAGUACCUCACGCGCGCGCGGCGCGUGGAGAUCGCGGCAACGCUCGAACUGAACGAGACCCAGGUAAAGAUCUGGUUCCAGAACAGACGGAUGAAGCAGAAGAAACGGGAGCGGGAGAGCACGGGCACGAGUGCGCGCUCCCACUCAUCUGACACCCGGUGUGGGUUUACCAAGGAGCUGGAGGACACGGACCACUCUUCACUGUCCACAUCACCGGGAGCGUCUCCGAGCUCUGAGUCAUAGUCUGCACGUGGCUGAUCACCAAGACUUUUUAUCACUGUUUCCGUUCUUAUAGAUCCUACAACAAAUCCAGGGCAAUAAUAGCAGCCAUUUAAGCCCUCAAAGAGUUUGUAUUUUGUUAUUUUGUUACAUGAAGGAGAAACUGUUAUUAAUCUUCCAUUUAUGAUUUUUUUAUUCAAUCUUUUUGUUAUGUUAGUGUCAAAAAAGGAAGUCUCAACAGCUCAUCCUACACUAGACCUAAUGGUAGGCCUGCGGAUCUCAGAUGCAAAAAGGAAUUUUGGAAUAAUGAUAAUCUAAAGCAAACUUAGUCAAUUAUCACAAUGUCUUUAAAGUCAAAGUUUACUUUCACUUUAUGCAACAUAUACAAAUAUAUAAGUUAAAGCUCACUAUAUAGACUAUAGAGCAAGUUUCAAAGCCUUAAAUUAAAAUACCAACCU
Molecule: messenger RNA, 1649 nt
Organism: Cyprinodon tularosa
Lineage: Eukaryota; Metazoa; Chordata; Actinopteri; Cyprinodontiformes; Cyprinodontidae
Gene: hoxb1a
Product: homeobox B1a
Exons: 2
Coding region: 37-1215 (392 amino acids)
Biological process (GO): regulation of transcription by RNA polymerase II
Cellular component (GO): nucleus
Molecular function (GO): DNA-binding transcription factor activity, RNA polymerase II-specific; RNA polymerase II cis-regulatory region sequence-specific DNA binding
Source: RefSeq, a predicted model, not a curated record